AUGUCCGCCACGAUCAAAGCUGCAUGUGCGUGCGCGUCUACGUUGCUCUUCCACAGUUUGCGCUUGCAUGCCUUCCGAGGCGCAUUUCCGCAUAUUCUGAUCGUGGUGGAUCGCGUUCCAUGUGUGCUGCAGAAGGUUGUCACUGAGGGCUACCUGCAGGUGCUGCGCGCAUACGGGCAGCAAGGUGCAGCGUACUUAACUGAAAACCACGACAGUUUAUUGGCGGCAUCAACCGAAACCUUGGCAGAGACAGCAGGCGACAGGGGAUCACUUAAGGGCCAUGAUGGCGACCUGUUCAUUCCCCUGGAACCCGGUGCAGAGACGCCGAGUGGAUCGGCAGGCUUUACUAUGCACGUUCCACUGCCGUCGUUCGCCACGGACGACCCCGCUCCUCUCUCCUACUCCCUCAUGCCGUUUUGCAGCGAAGAUUUCCUGAGUCGCGUGAGGCGGUUGCAGCAGUUCUUUCGACACUGCGGUGAUGGGCAGCUGCAGCAUCAAGGCGACCAGCACGAGGCGGCUGCUGCCGCUGGGGGCGCAACAAUGACGUCGCCUCCGACCGCACCGUCGAGUGUGUGGACGGCAGAGUUAUUCAGGGAGGAAUUCGAUGAACUGUGCCCGCUGCUGGGGCCACUCCUGUCAUCAAAAGGCGACUCGGUUGAGGUCGACGUCGCCGAGGGGAAACCCCUGUGGCAGGCGCUCUUUAACGGACCACCGCGAGAGCUCCUCGGGUGCGUCCUGGUGCAGGAAAACGCCUUCCAAAACGAGAUGAGGCGCUACCGGCUUCGUCUGAACCUGUUUGACCUCGGUGUUCGCGUUGCGGAGCAUUGCCACCUAGGCAUCAUGAGCCAGAGAGCGGAUCGCUUAGCAACCGAGGGUCGCCUCAAGGAGGCGCUGGAGGACGACCAAGUGUACAGCUAUGCCCGCUCCUGCGCUUUCCGACCCGAGCAGGCCCAGUGCCUCGCCAAGGCGAUCGCGGACUCAAUCGACUUGUACAGCUGGUGCCGCGCUGGGGGUGCCAGCUGCGCUGCAGCACGCGUAGGACAAGCGCUUCCAGCUUCCAUAACAGCCGCGCUGCAGAGUGCUGAACUUUGGUCUAUCUUCAACUCUGGUGCACUGAACGGCUGCACCUCUGCAACGGCGGCUGACCGCACCGCCAUGGAUGUCGGAGUCGCCUUACGGGAACCAAUCGAAGGCCCUGGCAUACCUCUCUUGAUUGUAUGCCGCGACGCGGCCAAGGUCCUCACCUACGGCGGCGGGAUGGAGGACUGCCUGACCAAUACCGGGUACUAUGAGGCGGCCUACGUGCCAGAGCGCAAUGAUGUCGCGCGGCACCGUGAGCGCUUUCGGACGGCGUACAACGAAGUGAGUGGCGGGGGCGGGGAGAGUGAAGGGGUUGAGGAAAAUACUUCUGCGACCCCCCCGAUGCACGGCCGCCUGAAGAAGAAAGAGUACCUUGCAAUGCUCAAGGAGAAGGGGCAGAAGCCGAACAAGCCCCAGAGCGACGGUGCUGAUGAAGAAGAUGGCGCCGUCUCCCGCAGCGCCCCUGCCGGCUCCUGCAUCUCGAACAGCAUCGGCGGCACCUUUCCCAUCGGCGAGGUCAUCACCGAGUCGUUUGACCUCUCGCAGCUCAGUGGCACGUGUGACGUGUUUGCGUAUCCCGACAUGUUCAAGCAGGUAACGAUGAGCCACCCAGCACCGUUCACCAUGACGGUGGAGAGGGGCGUUGUCACGCACAUCAGCAACGGUGCCCCAAAGGAGUUCCUCGACUUGCUUAGCCUUGUACGCCAGGUUGAGGGCAAGUGCUACGUGCGGGAGUUGGGCAUCGGCCUCAACCCGUAUGUAGGUCCGGCCCACGUUGUGAGCGACGUGACUACGUUUGAGCGGCAGUGGGGCAUCCACCUCUCCCUUGGCCAGCGCCACCCUCUGUUCGUAAAGCAGCGUGAACGACGCAACGCCGACGGCACGGUGGCCGCUGGGGUGCAGGUGGAUGGCCCUAUCCUCAAGCGAAAAGCCGGCAAGUAUCAUAUUGACGUUUUUGUGGAUGCAGCGCAGCUGCGCAUGGGCAACAUGUUUGUGGUUGACUUCACCAAAGGUAUCGCCGUGCCGUAA
Leishmania braziliensis MHOM/BR/75/M2904 is the source of this 2109-nucleotide messenger RNA. RefSeq lists its product as hypothetical. The record is from RefSeq and is a predicted model, not a curated record. Lineage: Eukaryota; Euglenozoa; Kinetoplastea; Trypanosomatida; Trypanosomatidae. The coding region runs from base 1 to 2109 and encodes 702 amino acids. The transcript has a single exon.